AGAGAUUUUAGUUUAGAUUUUUCACCGAGCAACUAAAAAUGAUCCAGAUGCUUAUUUUUUUCUGUUUGAGCUGCUGUCAUCUGAUCGGUGUGUUUGGUUCUAAGACAAAUGAAACACAGUCAGUGAUGGAGGGUGAUUCUGUCACUCUACACACUGAUGUAACUGAAAUACAUGAAAAAGAUGUAAUAAUGUGGAAGUUUGGAGCAGAAAAGUCUCUGAUAGCUCAAAUAAAAAGAGCCUCUGAAAUCUUCUCCACAUUCCCUGAUGGGAGAUUCAGAAACAGACUGAAUCUGGACAGACAGACUGGAUCUCUAACCAUCACAAACAUCACAACUCAACACGCUGGACUCUAUGAAGUAGAGACCAUUCUAGCAAAAAUUUCAUCAAAAACUUUCAGUGUUUCUGUCUUUGCUCGUCUUCCUGUUCCUGUCAUCAGCAGAGACUCUUCACAAUGUUCUUCAUCAUCUUCUUCAUCACAGCAGAUUUGUUCAUUGUUGUGUUCAGUGGUGAAUGUGGGUCAUGUGACUCUCUCCUGGUACAAAGGAAACAGUUUAUUGUCCAGCAUCAGUGUGUCUGAUCUCAGCAUCAGUCUCUCUCUACCUCUGGAGGUGGAAUAUCAGGAGAAAAACAGCUACAGCUGUGUGAUCAACAAUCCCAUCAGAAACCAGACCACACAUCUGGACAUCAGCAAACUCUGUCACACAUGUUCAGGAGUUUCAGUUUCUCUGAUAGUGCUGAUAUCUUCUGCUGCUGGAUCUCUGUUGAUUGUAACUGCACUUGGGAUCUUUUAUUUCUUCAGGAAAAACAGCAAAACUAAUCAAGAAGGCAAGUGUUAA
Carassius auratus (goldfish) is the source of this 836-nucleotide messenger RNA. RefSeq names its product SLAM family member 9-like. The record is from RefSeq and is a predicted model, not a curated record. Bases 39 to 836 code for a protein of 265 amino acids. The transcript is spliced from 4 exons. NCBI's taxonomy places the organism in Eukaryota, Metazoa, Chordata, Actinopteri, Cypriniformes, Cyprinidae.